Molecule: messenger RNA, 627 nt
Organism: Iphiclides podalirius (scarce swallowtail)
Lineage: Eukaryota; Metazoa; Arthropoda; Insecta; Lepidoptera; Papilionidae
Source: the annotation of a GenBank genome assembly
AUGUUUCUUCAUUGGACUGAAUUUAAAUUAUCUCGUUUCAAAAUGUCUUCAGGAAGGCCUAUCAAAUGUGUGGUUGUUGGUGAUGGAACUGUUGGUAAAACUUGCAUGUUAAUUUCUUACACAACAGACAGUUUUCCAGGGGAAUAUGUGCCUACAGUAUUUGAUAACUACUCUGCACCUAUGGUGGUGGAUGGUGUAGCUGUGUCACUAGGUCUAUGGGAUACGGCAGGUCAAGAGGAUUACGAUAGACUGAGGCCAUUGAGCUACCCACAAACAGAUGUCUUCCUUAUAUGCUUCAGUGUAACAAGUCCAUCAUCCUAUGAAAAUGUCACAUCUAAGUGGUAUCCUGAAAUUAAACAUCAUUGUCCAGAUGCGCCAAUUAUUUUAGUUGGAACAAAAAUUGACUUAAGAGAUGACAGAGAAACUUUGAGUUUGCUCUCAGAGCAAGGAAUGUCUCCAUUAAAACGAGAACAGGGUCAGAAAUUGGCAAAUAAAGUUAGAGCUGUAAAGUAUAUGGAAUGCUCAGCCUUGACACAACGUGGAUUAAAACAGGUAUUUGACGAAGCGGUACGAGCUGUGCUAAGACCAGAACCUCAAAAGAGACAUCAAAGAAAGUGUUUAAUCAUG